Cylicocyclus nassatus is the source of this 1884-nucleotide messenger RNA. The record is from the annotation of a GenBank genome assembly. NCBI's taxonomy places the organism in Eukaryota, Metazoa, Nematoda, Chromadorea, Rhabditida, Strongylidae.
AGCAAAUCUUCCCCUGCCUUGAGUUGCCUCCUCGUGCACUGCUAUAAUUUGAUUUGUUUGUGCUCUCACUUGGUUGCCUCUAUAAUUUUUCGGUGGCACAAGCUGUCUCAAGCCUACCUAUCGCUGCGGAAGAGCACGUUCACUGUUUCGGUGUAGUUAUUGUGGCUUGUGUUCUGUUUACCAUUCUAGUUGUGUUGAUGGGUAAUAUCGAAUCGACGCGGACUGACGACAGAGAGAAGUCUCCAUCAUCACAAAAGACAGGUAAACGAAAAUCUCCGUCGAAGUCAAAAUCCGGCGCUGGUUCUCGAAAACUGAGCAGGGGAUCGGUGGAGAUGUCCUAUCACACGUACCCUGUCACACAAGACUACCGCAUAAGCAGGAAGGUGCUCGGGGUUGGAAUCAACGGAAAAGUGGUUGAAUGCGAGCAUAGAAUCACGGGAGAGAAAUACGCUCUCAAGGUACUGCGUGAUAUACCGAAAGCCAGGCGUGAGGUCGAUUUACACUACAUGGCCAGCGGACAUCCAAACAUUGUUGAAAUCGUUGACGUCUAUGAAAAUUCCUAUAACAACGUGCAAUGUCUUCUUGUAGUAAUGGAAAGUAUGAAAGGUGGAGAGCUGUUUAAUCGGAUCCAGGAACGCGGUCAACAAGCUUUCACUGAGAGGGAAGCAGCCGGCAUUAUGUUUGAGGUUUGCUCUGCUGUUGCUCAUCUGCACAAAAUGAACAUCGCGCAUAGAGAUAUCAAGCCUGAGAACCUUCUAUAUGUGGAUAACAGCACGAACGCUCGUCUCAAGCUAACCGAUUUCGGUUUUGCAAAAAGAACAGAUGAUUCUGAGCCGCUAGGAUUAGCGACUGCGUGCUAUACCCCAUACUAUUGUGCUCCCGAAGUACUUGGUGCGGAAAAGUAUGACAAGUCCUGCGAUCUUUGGUCCAUAGGAGUUGUUAUGUACAUAUUGUUAUGCGGUUAUCCUCCCUUCUUUUCACAACAUGGUCUCCCUAUGUCACCAGGCAUGAAAGCUAAGAUAAAGUCUGGCCAAUACUCCUUUCCAUCUCCCGAAUGGGAUUGCGUAUCGGAGGCCGCAAAGGAUCUCAUAAAAAAGCUGUUGAAGACAGAUGCAGCUGAAAGGAUCACAAUCGAACAAACUAUGCAUCAUAAAUGGAUAACGCACUACCAAAAGGUUCCCGACACUCCUCUCUUCACUAGCAGCGUUCUUGUCGAUCAGAAAGCCCAGUGGGGUGAGAUGCAGGAUGAGAUGGAGAAAACGUUAGCAUCAAUGCGUGUUGGCAACGAAAAUAUGCAAAUAAAGAGUUUGGCGGAAUCAAACAACAGACUUUUAAAGAAACGCAAACAAAAAGCUGCAGAGGAAACGAUUCAAGAAGCCAACUAGGAUUGUUUCUACUGGAGGAAUUUUGCAUUUUUGCCCACGAGUGGACAAAUAGUUUUAUCUUUGGAAUUUCUCAGGUUUUAGUUGCUUGAAGCUCCAUUUGUAAAGGGGUACCUUCUACUGUUCACUUACUAAUGACGAUAAUCUGUGUAAAUCUGAAAGCAGACUCGGCUAUUUUCUGAUUGCCAUAUUUAGAUUUUCGCUUGUGAAAUGUUUUCUGUUAUUUUCUUAUGUUCUUUUGAUAGUCUUCGUAAUUUAGCACUGUUUUUGCCGCAAGGUACGUUUAAAACUAUAUCCGGACUUCUUUUUUCAUAUUUUCUAUACCUGUAGAAUAGAGGACUGUAUAUUUGGAGCUUUGUGUACAAUGUUUACCUGCAGUUUCAGCAGUUUCAUUAACUUGUCGUUCUCACAUCAUCAUAUUGUUUUCUUGGUAUAGUGUGCUGUUUAACACUGCAAGUACAUUGUCAUUACAUUAUCCGGUAGUCAUCUCUCCAUCUUGUUG